This is a messenger RNA of Beta vulgaris subsp. vulgaris (sugar beet), 1536 nucleotides long. RefSeq lists its product as uncharacterized. NCBI's taxonomy places the organism in Eukaryota, Viridiplantae, Streptophyta, Magnoliopsida, Caryophyllales, Amaranthaceae. Bases 1 to 1302 code for a protein of 433 amino acids. The transcript is spliced from 4 exons. Gene Ontology annotation, biological process: response to abscisic acid. The record is from RefSeq and is a predicted model, not a curated record.
AUGGAUGCAGAUGCUGUGAGUAUUCGUUUUUCUACCAUCUUCGCCCCUGAUUGCUCACAAAUUUUGUGUGCAGCUGAGAGUCCAACAUCAUGGAAUACGUCGGUGACAGGAAGAAUUCAUGAGGAAGAUGACCAUGGAAAGAAAAUAUCAGUUAUUGCUAAAGUAAAAGAAAAGGCUAAGAAAUGGCGACAAAGUUUAGCAAGAAAGAAAUCUGGACAUGACAGUAAUAAUACUAAUACACCUUCAUGGGGUGUUGCGUUGGAAGAUUACGAAAUCGUAGAUGAACCUGAGAAUCAUGGAUCUCUAGCAUGUGAAUCACAACUUACACCCAAAAGUUCCAAAGAUCAUACUCCCAGUCCCAGACGACGACAACAAAGAGCAAAUUCAUUUAUGGGCAGCAAUGUGAAAUACCUUUCUGAUAAUCAGUUGAGAGAAAGACUUCCUACACUGAAAACAGCUGAACCUGUAAUGGGUAAAAGCCACUCUGAUCAUCUUGCAGGACAUCGUUCCUUAUCAGGAGCGGACAUAAACAAGAGUCCUCGAGCUGUGAGCUUGGGUAAUCAUUUAAGAGAAAACCAUGCUAGUCCAAGCAAGUUCGCACUCGAGGCACUGAUUGCUCAAAGGAAUUCUUUUAAGCAGAAAGAGAAGCAAUGUUUGCCUGAUUUGACAACAGAAAUUACGUCUACUGAAACCAGUAUCAAUGGAAAAGCCACAACUGAAGUUGUGAUUGAGGAGAAUAAAAGGGAGCUCGAGCCUCUUAAUCCGAAUGUUGAUGAGGAGGAGGUCAAAAAACCUCAUAGUCCCACCAAAACUACUGAAACUGAGAGUCUUUCUGAAAGCAGGAAUGUGACAAAAGAGCAAGACCAGCAACAGUCUCCAACUACGAACACAACCAUGACUGAGGCCGUGUCACAGAAGCUGGCACCAGCGUACACCACUGUUUCAGAAGCGACCUAUAAGUUAACUUCCAAGCUCCCAAAAUUGUCUACUACAAACCUUCCAUGCACUCAACAAGAGCAUAAAUGGAACAAAGGUGUUUCAGUCAAAGAGUUCUUUAAAAAUAAGCUAGAGCCUGGAGAAGAUGAGAAGGCACUAUCUCAGGUCAUAACUGAGGUAAUUAGUCCAAGGAGGUCUCCCAAUGAAAAGGGUGUUGUAGAGAAAGUGAAAGCAGCUGUGACUAUGUUGCUUCAGACCGAAGAGCCAUCUUCGCCUUCAUUAAUGGAGAACUCUCAGAUUCCAGUAUCCACCAAUGCUUAUGAAGUUGAGGAAGACCACCAGGGAAGGAUAUUGCAGGCUAAUUAAAAUUGCGCGCAAUUUUUCAGCUUCUCUUCAUCCUUUUGUGUGUGAUGGGAAGUUGGAAAAAGGAGUUAUUUCUUCAAAAGAAACACCAUCUUUUUUUACUUGUUAUUUCCAUAAUUUAUAGAAGCUUACAAUUUUGUUUUCCGGGGAUAUGUAAUAUAUGAGAUUAAUGAAUUGGAAUAUUCAUUGGAUGAUGUGCUUGAAGGUCUAUUUUAUUUAAUGGUUAAUAUUGAUAUG